This is a messenger RNA of Calidris pugnax (ruff), 2518 nucleotides long. RefSeq names its product glyoxalase I (gene GLO1). NCBI's taxonomy places the organism in Eukaryota, Metazoa, Chordata, Aves, Charadriiformes, Scolopacidae. The transcript has 6 exons. Bases 52 to 603 code for a protein of 183 amino acids. The record is from RefSeq and is a predicted model, not a curated record. Gene Ontology annotation, molecular function: metal ion binding; lactoylglutathione lyase activity.
CCGGCCACCGCCGCCUCCUCCUCCUCCUCCUCCUCUUCCUCCUCUUCCGAUAUGGCGGCCACAGCGGAGCUCAGCGGUCUGAGUGACGAGGCGGCCUAUGGUGCCUGCUCGGAGCCGGAUGCCAGCACGAAGGAUUUUAUGUUUCAGCAGACAAUGCUAAGAGUGAAGGAUCCUAAGAAGUCAUUGGAUUUUUAUACAAGAGUUCUUGGAAUGACACUGCUUCAAAAAUUUGACUUUCCUACCAUGAAGUUCUCACUCUACUUCCUGGCAUAUGAAGAUAAAAAUGAUAUCCCAAAAGAUAAAGCAGAGAGAACACCUUGGACCUUCUCUAGAAAAGCUACGCUUGAACUGACACACAACUGGGGCACUGAAAAUGAUGAUAAUCAGUCUUACCACAAUGGCAAUUCAGAUCCCCGAGGAUUUGGCCACAUUGGAAUUGCUGUCCCUGAUGUCUAUAAAGCUUGUAAGAGGUUUGAAGAACUAGGAGUGAAAUUUGUGAAGAAACCAGAUGAUGGUAAAAUGAAAGGACUUGCGUUUGUUCAGGAUCCUGAUGGCUACUGGAUUGAAAUUUUGAAUCCUAACCACAUGGUGACUCUCACUUAGUUCUAAUGAAGUAAAUUAUAUAGGAAAUGCACACUUUCAGGCCUCUAAAGAAGAUCUGUAACAGCGUUAGUGAAAUUCUCGCUUAAUAGAGAGUAAUCAGUCAUGUUCAGAGUUUCCUCUAAAACUAUCCCCUGGGACCUCAGUGUACUUGAAUUCCUUUUUGUUGUCCUGUGAUGCUACUACAAUUUGCUUCUGAUUAGGAAUACUCAACCAUCUUUUGGAAGAGCAUGUACACAGAUUCUCCUCUAGAACACUGAUUACGUUAAUAUUUCAAUAAACACUCUCAAAAGAUAUGUGACCAGAAAUUCACUGCAUCUCACACUGUUUAGAUUAAAACUAACAAGAACAACAACAACAAAAUCCUGUGUUACUAGUGAUGAUUUUCAACAGGGAUGAAAAAAAACUUUUUUUAUGAAGUCAAAGGAUCCUAAGGGCUUCAUGCUCUAUCUUAUAUACUAGAAAAUAAAAUGUCAGACUAACUUUGAGUUGAGUAGUAGCAUGUUUAUGAAAGUCCUCAUGCUAUGCCAAGCAAAACUCUUUAAGCCUUAAACAGCCUGGAACAAGAAACUUUGUGGAGGCAAUAAAUCAGUGCAGCAGAAAGAAUUCAGUCUUUCAGCUUCUGGCUGCUGAAUGACAGCCAAGAUAAGAGGUCUCAUAGUUGCUAACUCACAGUGAUCCUUCUUGUCUCUUCCAACACUAGAAAGAACUUGCUUAUAAUUUUUCUGUCAAGGAAAGUCUGGGGCUAUAUUUAACUUAAAUGCUCUGUAUGUUCUGCUGCAUUAGGAAUUUAAUGAAAAAGAGUAUUUGAAACAACAGCUUCCUACUAGUAGAUGUUUUGAUUUGCCCUCUCAGAAUGAGUGAUGGUUAUUGAAAUGAUACCUGUAAAUAGCAGGAAAACAUGUAACAUUUACAUAUGUUACAUAUUUGAUUUUUAUGCUGUUCCACCUGUUGUAAGUGGUGCAAAACAUGUCAGGUUUUUAAACCCUGUUUUUCCUUCCAACAAGGAGAAAACCCUCUGCCCUUUCUGUGGUUCAAGUAGCACUAAACUGAAGACUUAGUAGGAGUUAGGUGACUAUCGGAUAGUGUAAUAGCAUUGCAGUUUGUUUCCAAAUAAAGCAUUGGUGCAAACUACAAAAUAAUUUUAAAGCAGUAUGAUCUGUUCCUUUGCUAAUUGUUGAAUCCUAGGAUUACUGAGAAGAAAUAUGGUGAUAAAAGAUAGAAUAGGAAUUGGGAGUACAGUACUGAAGAAGAGAACUGGCUUGAUUAGCAGGAUGUUAUAGUAACUUAAUGUGCAGAGUUAAUAAUAACUGCCAAUAACUCUGUCUUAUAAGUUAAAACAGAAAUGUAGGCAGUAUUGCAUUGGAUCUUACUACACUAAUGUAGAUGUUAAUGACUUAAAUGCUAAGUGUUACUCUCCUAUCUCCUUAUCUGAAAAAUCCUUAAUUUUGUUUGCCUCAUCUUAAGAAGAUAGCAUAUAUAAACUCAGUAAUUUUACAGCACUCCACAUGAACAACCGUUCAUUUAACUUAAUCCAAGAUACUUUGUUUACCCUUGAAGCAUAUAAUCUAUUUUACUAAUUUCCAUCUAAGCCUUAGGCAUUGGAGAAAGGAUUGUGAUAACUAUUGCACUGCUUAAUACCCCCUACAGAUGUGCAAGCAAUCAUAAAUUCAUUGGAAGGUAGACAUAAUAACUUAAAAGAUAACUUUUUCUUCAAUUUUUUGUUAUAUGACGCAACCCUGAUAUUUUUAAUUGUCAUUUUUAUGACAUUUUCUGGCUGUUCUCUACAGUAUCUACCAAUGCUGUACUUUAGGUGGUGCCUUAUGAGCAUCAUUCAUAUAGAAGAUUCUUUCCAUUCUUGAAUAUUUGCCAAGUUACCUUUUUUUUUUUUCCUGCAACAAUAAACACUUGGUUCGUG